AAUGAAAAUAGAAACGUUCUUGUCAAAAUUAACUAUGUACAAAAUUUCAGAAACAAUUAUUUCCGAAAAAAAUAAUAUAAAUUUGUUCAUUAAAAAGUUAUUAAACAUGCUCACAGUUCGAAAGUUAUGCCAAAAGCUGCAUCAAUUUUUUCAAGAACACUACCCGUACAUUUGGUUCGUUUCCGUUUUUACGGUGGUUUUCAUCGGCUUUUUGCACUACGAACUCAAGCACAAUAGCCGUGAUCUCAUUUACUGGAAGGACCUGCUCGAUUUCUGCUACAAUGAACUGGAGCAUUUUGCACUCGUACUCAUUUUGAUUGUUGUACUCAUCAAAGUAAUUUUUCUAGCCUUCAUCAUUAUCAUGAAUACGCGUUCGUUCACAUGGUUCGAUGAACUCUCACAGCUGGAAGUGAAGAAACGUUAUGCCGACUUUCUAUUCAUUCGUCUAAUCGCAGAUAUUGACAAAAUUGAAUCGAAAUGUUUGCGUUGCGCCAAAGAGAAUGAAAUUGCCUCACUGAAGAGCUUCAUUUUGGCACAUGAGGAUAUGCGUAAGACGAUUGAUAAUUUCCGUAAGGACGCACGUAAAUUAUUGACCCCCAAUGAGAUCGAAGUGUCACUACCGAUUGAAGAGGUAUAUGGACUGAUGGACGACGAAGAACGUCUGAUAAGUCGUUCACGUUUCAAUCACAUGGAUAUCUCAGCAGAUGAUGAGCUAAUCAAGUCAUUGGUGAAUCCCUAAAGCGAUUUGUGUCAAGCUUUUUUCAUUUAAGUUAAGUUGCGGUUUGUUUGGACCAUAUACAAAUCUGCUCGUUUGAUAGGGUUUUAUUUAUGAUUAUAUAUUUUAUUAUGCCGCCAUUUCGAUAUGAUAAUGGCAGCACACAAAACAAAAACCAACUGCGCCAGAUAAUUCAUAAUUUUUUUUUUUUUGGCAAAAUUGGAAAAAUUGCAAUAAUAAAAUCUAUAUUUACCAAAUUUGUGUGUGAAGAUAUGUUUAACGACAAA
Messenger RNA from Anastrepha obliqua, 1002 nucleotides. RefSeq lists its product as uncharacterized. NCBI's taxonomy places the organism in Eukaryota, Metazoa, Arthropoda, Insecta, Diptera, Tephritidae. The transcript has a single exon. The record is from RefSeq and is a predicted model, not a curated record. Bases 2 to 739 code for a protein of 245 amino acids.